This is a messenger RNA of Nerophis lumbriciformis (worm pipefish), 5775 nucleotides long. RefSeq names its product cytochrome P450 2B4-like. The record is from RefSeq and is a predicted model, not a curated record. Gene Ontology annotation, molecular function: heme binding; oxidoreductase activity, acting on paired donors, with incorporation or reduction of molecular oxygen, reduced flavin or flavoprotein as one donor, and incorporation of one atom of oxygen; iron ion binding. Gene Ontology annotation, biological process: xenobiotic metabolic process. Gene Ontology annotation, cellular component: intracellular membrane-bounded organelle; cytoplasm. Lineage: Eukaryota; Metazoa; Chordata; Actinopteri; Syngnathiformes; Syngnathidae.
CACAAACAAUGAAGGCAGGACAGAGAGUUGCGCAAACGCAUUUAGAGCUCUCGAGUUGUUCAGUCCUGACCAUUCCUCUCCAAAAUGUUGGCCUCAAUGCUGCUGCUGCUCUGUGUUAUCUUCAUCAUUUAUAAUUUCAUGUGCCGGAGGCCCAAGAAUUUUCCGCCUGGUCCUACAAUCGUGCCUGUCCUGGGAAACAUACUGAGUCUGAGCCUGGAGAACCCCCUGCAAGACUUCGAGAGGCUGAGGAAGGCAUAUGGAAAUGUCUAUAGUUUGUACCUUGGGCGGAAACCAGCUGUUAUUGUCAACGGAGUCCAUGCUUUGAAAGAGGCUUUGGUGUCUAAGGCUACGGAUUUUGCUGGAAGACCCCAAGACCUUUACGUCAACGACACCACAAAUAGAAAGGGAGUGAUCCUGGCUGACUAUGGUUCUAGUUGGAAGGAACAUCGUCGCUUUGCUCUGAUGACGUUGAGGAACUUUGGUCUUGGGAAGAAUUCAAUGGAGGAGAGGAUUCUGGGAGAGAUUGAGUUUAUCAUUAAAACACUGGAAACGAGUAUUGGCAAAACUUUGAGUCCUCAACUUAUGUUCCAUAAUGCAUCCUCCAACAUCAUUUGCCAAGUUCUGUUUGGUCGACGCUACGAUUAUGAUGAUGAGUUCAUCAAAGUGAUUGUUCAGUGUUUCACGGAGAAUGCCAAGUUGGCUAAUGGACCGUGGGCUAUGCUCUAUGACUCCUUUCCAAUGAUUCGUAAUCUGCCACUGCCCUUCAUGAAGUCCUUUGAGAAUGUCAAGACUUGCCAAAAAAUUGCAAAGCGCGUGUUGGCUGAGCACAAGAGUACCAAAGUUCCGGGACAACCACGAGACUUUAUGGACUGCUAUCUGGAUGAACUGGAAAAGAAAGCUGAUGAUAAGUCCUCAUUUUCAGAGGAUCAGCUCCUCAUGUACGCUCUGGACCUUCACUUUGCCGGUACAGACACCACAUCUAACACCCUUCUGACUGGAUUCCUCUAUCUUACGACCCACCCACACAUACAAGAACGUUGCCAACAGGAAAUAGAUCAGGUGUUAGAAGGGAAGGAUCAGGCGUGUUUUGAUGACAGACAUAACAUGCCAUACAUGCAGGCUGUAAUCCAUGAAGUGCAGAGAAUAGCCAACACUGUGCCACUUAGUGUCUUUCACUGUACAACAAAAAACACAGAGCUAAUGGGAUAUUCCAUUCCUAAGGGCACAAUGAUCAUCCCAAACCUGACAUCAGUGCUGCACGAGGAAGGCCAGUGGAAAUGUCCUCAUCAAUUCAACCCUGAGAACUUCCUCAAUGGCCAGGGGGAGUUUGUAAAACCUGAAGCUUUCAUGCCUUUUUCUGCAGGUCCUCGCAUGUGUCUUGGUGAAGGUCUGGCUCGCAUGGAGCUCUUCCUCAUCAUGGUGACUCUUCUGAGGAAGUUCAAGUUCAUGUGGCCUGAAGAUGCUGGAGAACCGGACUUCACUCCUGUCUAUGGAGUCACUCUUACUCCGAAGCCUUAUCACAUGAAGAUCACACUCAGGGCUUUGUAGUGCAGCUGUCUGUAAUCCAUCCAUCCAUCCAUCCACCCAUCCAUCCAUCCACCCAUGUAACCAUCCAUCCAUGCAAGCCCCCGUCUUACAAGCGUCCAUCCAUCCAUGCAAGCAAACAACCAACAAGCAUCCAUCCAUCCAUAUAUCCAUUAAGAAUCGAUCCAACUGGCAUCCGUUCAUUCAUCCAGCAAGUAUCUCAUCCAUCCAUUCAGCGAGAAUCCAUCUUGCAAGCAUGUAUCCAUCCGUACAACUAGCAGGUGAAGCAUCCAUCCAUCCAUCCAUCCAUCUAAGCAUCCUUCCAUGCAAGCCCCUGUCUUACAAGCGUCCAUCCAUCCAUGCAAGCAAACAUCCAACAAGCAUCCAUCCAUCUAUCCAUUAAGAAUUCAUCCAGCAAUUAUCUAUCCGGCAUCCAUCCAUUCAGCGAGAAUCCAUCUCGCAAGCAUGUAUCCACCCGUGCAACCAACAGGCGGGCAUCCAUCCAUCCAUCAACCCAUCCAUCCGUCCAUCUAUCCAUCCAUUGAUCCAGCAAGCAUUUAUCCAUCCAUCCAUCUAUCCAUCCAUCGAUCCAGCAAGCAUUUAUCCAUCCAUCCAUCUAUCCAUCUAAGCAUCCUUCCAUGCAAGCCCCUGUCUUACAAGCGUCCAUCCAUCCAUGCAAGCAAACAUCCAACAAGCACCCAUCCAUCCAUCUAUCCAUUAAGAAUCCAUCCAACAAGCAUCCGUUCAUUCAUCCAGCAAUUAUCUAUCCGGCAUCCAUCCAUUCAGCGAGAAUCCAUCUUGCAAGCAUGUAUCCACCCGUGCAACCAACAGGCGGGCAUCCAUCCAUCCAUCAACCCAUCCAUCCAUCCAUCUAUCCAUCCAUUGAUCCAGCAAGCAUUUAUCCAUCCAUCCAUCUAUCCAUCCAUUGAUCCAGCAAGCAUUUAUCCAUCCAUCCAUCUAUCCAUCUAAGCAUCCUUCCAUGCAAGCCCCUGUCUUACAAGCGUCCAUCCAUCCAUGCAAGCAAACAUCCAAAAAGCAUCCAUCCAUCCAUCUAUCCAUUAAAAAUCCAUCCAACAAGCAUCCGUUCAUUCAUCCAGCAAUUAUCUAUCCGGCAUCCAUCCAUUCAGCGAGAAUCCAUCUUGCAAGCAUGUAUCCACCCGUGCAACCAACAGACGGACAUGCAUCCAUCCAGCAAGCAAUCAUCCAACAAACGAUCCAUGAAUCAAUUAAUUCACGGAUCCAUUCAUCAAGCCAUCCAUCCAUCCAUCCAGCUUCUGUCCUUCAAUCCUUAAAGCCAUCCAUCUAGAAAGCAUGCCUCACCCAUCUGGAAAGCAUGCCUCACCCAUCUGGCAAGCAUCCGUCGAUUCAUCGAUCCUUGAAUUCUUAAAUCCAUCCAUCCAUGCAUCUAUGCAUCAGUGUAUUUAGCAUCCAUCUAUCCAGCAUCCAUCUAUACUUGAAUGUGUCUAUCCUGCAAGCAUCCGUCCAUCCAUCCAGCCAUGCAUCCAUCUAGCAAGCCUCAAUACAUCCAUUUAUCCAUCCGUACGUCGAUCCUUAAGUUCAUCCAUCUAGAAAGCAUACAUCCAUCCAUCAAGCAAGCAUCCCUGGAUUCAUCGAUCCUUGAAUCCAUCCAUCAAUCCAUCUCUCCAUGCAUUCAGCAUCCAUCCAUUAUAUUAGAUGUAUAGUACACUUUUUCACCAGUUGUGUGCUUCAUAUUAUUAUCAAUCCAUCCAGCAUUCAUCUAUCCUUGAAUUCAUCUAUCCUGCAAUCAUCCGUCCAUCCAUCCAUCCAUCCAUCUAGCAAGCAUCAAUACAUCCAUUUAUCCAUCCGUACAUCAACCCUUAAAUUCAUCCAUCUAGAAAGCAUCCAUCCAUCCAUCAAGCAAGCAACCAUCGAUUCAUCGAUCCUUGUAUCCAUCCAUCUACCCAUCUCUACAUGCAUUCAGCAUCCAUCCAUUAUGUUAGAUGUAAAUACACUUUUUCACCAAUUGUGUGCUUCAUAUUAUUAUUCUGUUAUGAUUAGGGCUGUCAGUGGUUAAUAACAACAACAACAAAGUACUUUAACGGCGCGAUUAAACAUGCAUGCUUCCUUUCUGACCCACGGUCCGUUCCGUAGCGUGGGGAAAUGUUUUAGUUACAAAAAUAGCGAGCAGAAAUGUACAAAGAAAGGAUAUAUUAUUGAAAGCUCAGGUCCAAAGCCACGGCAAAUCGUCUCUGACAAGACAAAACCAUUUUUUGAAUCCACAAUUGGCGUGAGUCGUCAUCAUUGAAACAAUUGGCUGCUGGGGCGCUUGCAUUCAAAGGGGUGGGGCUUCACUUCUUCACUUCUAAAUUACAGCUUACUGCAUUCCUUGACAACAUAAACUGUUAUCAAUUGUUACUGUAACUGAUUUAGUAAGAUGGUAUAGAAGCACAGCAGAAAGGAGGCAUAGGUACAAAGUCGAGGCAUUUUUUAUGUGUCUGUCAUCAAAACAUGUUCUCAAACGAAUCACACACUUCAGGCUUUAAAGGGGAACAUUAUCACAAUUUCAGAAUUGUUAAAACCAUUAAAAAUCAGUUCCCAGUGGCUUAUUAUAUUUUUCGAAGUUUUUUUCAAAAUUUUACCCAUCACACAAUAUCCCUAAAAAAAGCUUCAAAGUGCCUGAUUUUAACCAUCGUUAUAAACACCCGUCCAUUUUCCUGUGACGUCACAUAGUGAAGCCAACACAAACAAACAUGGUGGAAAGAACAGCAAGCUAUAGCGACAUUAGCUCGGAUUCAGACUCGGAUUUCAGCGGCUUAAGCGAUUCAACAGAUUACGCAUGUAUUGAAACGGAUGGUUGUAGUGUGGAGGCAGGUAGCGAAAACAAAAUUGAAGAAGAAACUGAAGCUAUUGAGCCAUAUCGGUUUGAACCGUAUGCAAGCGAAACUGACGAAAACAACACGACAGCCAGCGACACGGGAGAAAGCGAGGACGAAUUCGGCGAUCGCCUUCUAACCAACGAUUGGUAUGUGUUUGUUUGGCAUUAAAGGAAACUAACAACUAUGAACUAGGUUUACAGCAUAUGAAAUACAUUUGGCAACAACAUGCACUUUGAGAGUGCAGACAGCCCAAUUUUCAUCAAUUAAUAUAUUCUGUAGACAUACCCUCAUCCGCUCUCUUUUCCUGAAAGCUGAUCUGUCCAGUUUUGGAGUUGAUGUCAGCAGGCCAGGGAAGCUAGGGCCGAUAGGGGGUUUAGCUCGCUCGUCUGCGGGAACAAACUGCCGCCAUUGCUUGCCGUGCUAGCGAGGUCCUUUGUCCCUGAAUUGCUCACACACUCCGGCAGAUUCAAUGGGGGUCUGGUGGCAGAUUUCUUUGACUUUAUCGUUGGAAAUGCAUCUGCUUUGAGUGUCGCAGGAUAUCCACACAUUCUUGCCAUCUCUGUCGUAGCAUAGCUUUCGUCGGUAAAGUGUGCGGAACAAACGUCCAAUUUCUUGCCACUUUCGCAUCUUUGGGCCACUGGUGCAACUUGAAUCCGUCCCUGUUCGUGUUGUUACACCCUCCGACAACACACCGACGAGGCAUGAUGUCUCCAAGGUACGGAAAACAGUCGAAAAAACGCGAAAUAACAGAGCUAAAUUGACUCGGUGUUUGAGAAAAUGGCGGAUUGCUUCCCGAUGCGACGUCACAUUGUGACGUCAUCGCUCCGAGAGUGAAUAUUAGAAAGGCGUUUAAUUCGCCAAAAUUCACCCAUUUAGAGUUCGGAAAUCGGUUAAAAAAAUAUAUGGUCUUUUUUCUGCAACAUCAAGGUAUAUAUUGACGCUUACAUAGGUCUGGUGAUAAUGUUCCCCUUUCAAUAAAAGCGUUCCGUACUACACUAACAAAAUAAAAAUGUCUUAUAUUAUGAUCCUGCUUUGUCAUAGAUGUUUUGUAAUGUAAUCUGUGAUAUUUCUACCUAAAUGAAUGCUAGCAUAGGCGGGGGAAUUUUUGUGGCAGGCUGGAAUAUUGUGUAUAUUAUUUUAUAACAUGUUCUGGUUGAUGGUCCUCAAUUACAGAAUGUUUAGCAGGCUGAAUGUUAGCCUUUGUUUAUUAAAUAGAAACGGUUAAGACAUUGUCAUGUAGUGACAUGAAUACCAGUGACUUGUACAACAUGUAAUGUACAGAAUAUCAGAAUGUAUUUGACAAUCCAACCAUGAUCGUAACAAUCCACAUUGUCGUUAAAAGCCUGUUCAUGUCCAUUUUGUGUUGAACUAUGUAUCAAAUAAUAAUGUUUAAUAAACAUGUCAUUAAAGCAAA